Neoarthrinium moseri is the source of this 1212-nucleotide messenger RNA. RefSeq lists its product as uncharacterized. Bases 1 to 1212 code for a protein of 403 amino acids. Lineage: Eukaryota; Fungi; Ascomycota; Sordariomycetes; Amphisphaeriales; Apiosporaceae. The transcript has 3 exons. The record is from RefSeq and is a predicted model, not a curated record.
AUGCCUAGCGACGAACAAUGUCGGUCUGCCCUCGAGGGCAUCCUGGACAACCUCGACAGCUUUCAUAACGCCGAGUAUAGCGCGUCCGCUACCAUGUUGACACUGUUGCCCACUAUAGGAUCCAUGCUUGGCGCCCCAUCCGCCGAUACGUGGUUGCUCUUGAAGCUGGUACCCUUUGCCGGAGUCUUUGGGCUCCUACUAUCCUACGGCAGCCCGAUACGCAUGGGCACAGGAGAUACGUACCAGGACUCCUUCACAAUUGUGGGCAAGGAUCAACAAGAUGGGGAGAAAGACAGCCUUUCCGGAGGUGAUUACAAAAAAGACGACCUUCCGGAACGCGUCUCCUCAGCCGUUCAGGCGAACCUAAUGGGAAAUAAGGCAAAACUACCGAUAAGCCAACUGGCCUGGAGUAUCCUUGUCAUGUUCCUCCUGUUCGCCGGUGCUAUGACAUCCAUGGUCGUUGUCGAACUGGCAACAAUCUAUGUCACAUGGUGUAGAAUGAAUUGGUGGUUUCAUUUAUGGUACAUUGCGCUUACUAUUGUGGCUUUCGCUGAAAGCUAUGUCAAUGUUCCCUUCCGGAACUACCUCACGAUCUACAUUACAGAGGAGGCGCCGACAGGGCUACCCGAAGUCCCACAUUCACCCCUUGGUGACACCAUGUCAGCGCAUUCGGUCAAGCAGACGCUUACCACUCUGCCUAAAGGCAAAAAGUACGGAUCUGCCUCGUACUUCAGCCGGGACAACCAUUCUAGAACCAUCGCGCUGGUGAUAUCAAAGACACACGGUGUAAAUGAGCCGGCGUGGGCGAAGAACUUGCGGCAGGGCGUACAGCUGUUCUUCAAGAUCGGCACGCUCACCAUUUUCGUGUUUGGCACGUCUGUCCUGGCUGCGGUGGUGCUGUUGGCACUGCCCAUGGCGCAGAUGGUUUUGACGCUGGUCGUAGGGUCUGGCGCCGUUGGACAGUUUUUGAUCCAGAAAAUGGCAGACACAGUCAAGAAGACCGGCAGCAGCAUCCACGUCAUUGCGGAUUCCGAUGAGGAAGCGGGAGCUAUAGUGAUGAGGCUGCUGGAUGACCAGGUCAAUGGGCCCAAGUCCUUCACAAUGGAGGUAGGAGAUAUUGUACUUGCACGCAAAGCGUUUGUUGGAAGACGAAGCCCAUGGGCGAGGCGACUGCUAGGACUCCUAGCUCCUCCUAUGAAACUUGACGCUUAA